GAAUUAUUUCUGGAUUCAAAUGUGGUAUUAUCUUCUGUACAUCUAAUGGUGAAUAACUAUCAAUUACAUCAUGAUGGUUUCAUUAAAUAAUUUCUCUGUUGAUUUGAAACCAAUUCCCAUGUUAACAUUUUCACGAGUCUUUUGGUUCAUUUCCAUAUUCCCUUUUGCUGAAAAAUGCAUGGAACUGCACUGUUGUAAAGUUCUUACAAGAAGUAUGCUUUCCCCAUCUUUCUUUCGUGUGCUACUCAUCCCUUCAUACUCCUCCGAUCAGGCCUUUGAGGAAGCCAUUGCUGAGCUGGACACUCUGGGUGAAGAAUCAUACAAGGACAGUACCCUCAUCAUGCAACUAUUGAGGGACAACCUUACUCUCUGGACUUCAGAUGCGCAGGACCAGUUAGAUGAGUCAUAGAAGGGCAUCAUAAGCUCGACCUGUUCUGUGCUUGUGAAUGGUGGGGGGAGGAGGUGGGCUUCAAAUGUCAUUUACUUUAUGGACUAUU
Cucumis melo (muskmelon) is the source of this 497-nucleotide messenger RNA. RefSeq lists its product as uncharacterized. Lineage: Eukaryota; Viridiplantae; Streptophyta; Magnoliopsida; Cucurbitales; Cucurbitaceae. Gene Ontology annotation, cellular component: cytoplasm. The record is from RefSeq and is a predicted model, not a curated record. The transcript is spliced from 2 exons. Gene Ontology annotation, biological process: signal transduction. Bases 71 to 409 code for a protein of 112 amino acids.